AUGAAUCCUUUCACCCUCGUGGAGGAUGAUGGGUUCUCGGAUCCUGUGUAUGCUGCCACCGUCGAGAGCGUUAAACAAUCCACGGGCCAGCCGCCAUGCGAGUGUGUCGAUUGCCAAAACGGGUUCUACACCGUGAAGGAACAAGAAAAACCCGGUCUGUCGUAUCGCCGCAGGCUUUCCGAUAAAGAUGCGGAGCGCAGAGUGCUCUCUGCCAUGGAGAAGAUUCGGGAUGGCAGAAGAGCAUUAACCGAACAGCUUAAUGUCUUCGCUGAUGUAUUAAUGAGCCGAUGGACAAAGCGAAGCCAAGCAAAGCGAGAAGCGUUACUGAAGGAGGCGGCUCCAGACCUCGAAGAGAGGCAAUGGCUUGUUCCGCGGUACACCUACCUACGCGAGAGGCUUUACGUGCAUGAGAGGUCGCAAAGGCGGAGACGUCAGCUCCUUUUGCCUUGGCUUAACGUGGAGGUCUUGAAGACGAAUCCUGCAGUUCUCUUUGCUUUGCUGCACUACAGGACAGCUUAUUCACCCCAGCAAUGGGCAGCAUUCGAUAGUGGACAACUCACUCUCAGUUGGGCGGCUGGGUUCUUGGACGUGGACUUCUCAGCAAAAUGUGUCGUCAUGCAUGGACAAAGAUACGGAGCGCUGGUAGACUGGGAGGAAAAGGCAGCUCAUCGAGCUGACAUCAUUGGCUUCCCCCGGGCAUCCUUGGUUCUCGAAGCGCAGGCAUACCUCAUGGAAGUUCUUAGCAACAUCGUGACGAAGAUCCUCGACGGGGUCGACAGUUCACAACCACCUCGGAUCGAUAAGUGGCGGGAUCUUGUCGGCAACGCUGCAUUCAAAGAGACAGGAGUGGUGGAGUUCUGGUCCCCAUACACAAAUCAAGCCUUCUCCGCACCGCCGGAAUUUGACAGUAAAUACUUGCUCUCGCUCGCCAAGACUCGACUAGACGCUACGGGAGAUCAUCUCUGGUGCCUGCAGUCUGAUGCCGCGUACAUGCGGCGGCAUCUGAAGAUCAUGUUUGCAACCGAAAUCUUCAAGAAAGCUUCGGAUUCCCAAAAAGGCCAGAUGCUUGUGCGACGCAUCCGCGACGAGGUGCGAAGUCAUCAUUGGUGGCGCUGGAUCGAAAUCGAGUGCAGACAUGUCGACGCGUUGCGAGACAGAUUUCGCGACAGCGUAUAUCCAGGCGCCCCUUUGCCUACCGACUACGACCGAGCUCUCGGUGCCCUGGAGCUCCUCCUUGUCAAUCAGGUUAUUUACAGAGCUAAGUGCCUAGAGCAACUCUUGCCAUACGUUCCAGGACUUCAAGAGCACUGGAGCCUUGAGCCUCCUGUAGGACGACCCAAAGUAAUCGGUUUUCUCCGCCGGAAGAAGCCUGCCAACACACAGGAGUCUCUCACCAACGACCCCCUUGAUUGGUGUCUGGUUCAGUUGCUCGCAAAGCCUGACGACCAGAGGACAUUUGAUCAUUCUAUGCUUUUCGCAAUGCUGCAGGAGCACAUGUCCAAAAACCCGUCGGAGAAAGCCAGACUGGAUGAGGUUAUCUACCAGGUGCUCUCAGACCUGGCAACCUGCCAUGAAAUGCUCAUGGCUGUCCGCUUCCAUAGACCCCAAAAUGUUCCAAGAACGGUCGAGGAGGUCAAAAGGACAGAAGACAGACCCGCAUGGAGACGACGACCUCGAUUCAGAGGUGACGUGGAAGGUCUCGGCGUCGUGCCCCAAGGCGUCGGGAUGUCACUUGUACAGAACUUCUACCUUGCGAAUGCACCCGUAGGUCCAAAAAAUUCUGCCUGGCUUGCGCAGUCUCGGCAGCUCCGCGCUACUCUGGAGAAGUUUUGGGAAUCAAUAAGAAAAUCGAUACAGGAAGACUUUCAAGGCUCGGAUUUCAACCCGCCAGAGAUCGACAGCCACCUUGAGGUGGUUUCCGCCAACCUAAGUGAACAAUAUCUGCAAGACAAACAGCGAGAGGACAAUGCAAUUCUCGCAGUUAUCCGUGAACAGGACGCGCCACAACCUGUGGCUAAUCUGUUUGACAAGGCUGAAAGCCGUCCCGCGGCCACAAUGAUUGCGCCGCCGCGCCCACAAAAGACAAAAACGAGGGGGGACGCAAGACACUCUGUCGAGAAUUUUGCGGCGGCGCACGACAGCUCUACAAACGUGCCAACGGAAACUACCGCAGUGGCCGAAGCUAACACCAUCAAAGUUGCGAAGCAGUGGUUGGAUAUCUUUCUCCUGAUGUUCCCUGAGAAAGAGGACGCUGCGAAAGAUGUCUUGUGGAACAGCUUUGUCCACGCUAUGGUAGAUGCGGGAUUCACCGCAAGGAACAACGGCGGGUCAUUUGUAUCGUUUAAAAAACUUGAUGGGCCGGGCAGGAUUGUCUUUCAUAAACCUCAUCCUGUUCCCAAAAUUGACCCUAUUAUGUUACGAGCCAUGGGUCAAAGAAUGACGAAGCGAUUUGGAUGGAGGCGAGAGCUAUUUGUUUUACGCGACGAUACCACCCAAGCUUAG
Molecule: messenger RNA, 2502 nt
Organism: Pochonia chlamydosporia 170
Lineage: Eukaryota; Fungi; Ascomycota; Sordariomycetes; Hypocreales; Clavicipitaceae
Product: ycfA-like protein domain-containing protein
Exons: 1
Coding region: 1-2502 (833 amino acids)
Source: RefSeq, a predicted model, not a curated record